Messenger RNA from Cucumis melo (muskmelon), 1288 nucleotides. RefSeq lists its product as uncharacterized. The transcript has 2 exons. The record is from RefSeq and is a predicted model, not a curated record. The coding region runs from base 233 to 1030 and encodes 265 amino acids. Lineage: Eukaryota; Viridiplantae; Streptophyta; Magnoliopsida; Cucurbitales; Cucurbitaceae.
UAUUCAAUAAAAUUGGAAAUAAACUUGUUGAAGUUUUAAAGAAUAUUUAUGAGAAGAGUUUAGAUAUUUUAACCAAAAAAUGAAUUUGAUUGUAAAUGUGGUGUAUUUGUAACAAUACAACCACCGAAUCGGCUAUAAAUAUUUGCCCCACUCCCUUCCCAAAAUUACCAACACAUCCAAAUUUAGAACAAUAAUACAAUACAAAUACAACAUCUCAACUACAAAAACCACUAUGUCGGAGGAAAACCGCCACCACAGCCUCUUCCACCGCCACAACGAGGACGAAGAAAAUGUCCCCUCUAAAAACUCCACUUACUCUUCUGACCUCUCUGAAAACAAACUCGAUGCUUACUCAGAAAAUAAGGUCGCCGCCGAGUACGGUGGUGGCUAUGGGGAUUCUCACAAUAACGUCUCUGAGUACGGUAGUAGGUACGGAGAGUCUGAAUAUAAGGCUGGCGAGUACGGCGGUGGUUAUGGUCAGUCCGAAAAUAAAGUCGCCACUGAGUACGGUGGUCUGUCGGAAGAUAAGGUAGAUGAAUACGGUGACGGGUAUCGUAAGUCUGCAAGAAAGGUCACUGGAGAGUACGGUGGAGGGUAUGGUGAGUUGGAACGUAAAGAGGACGAAUAUGAUGGUGGGUAUAGUAAGGGUAGACGUAGAUCCGGCGAGUACGGUGGUGUAAUGGAAGAAAAGGGCGGGGAGUACGGUGGUGGAUACAAAAAAGAAUAUGAGGGAGGAAAUGAAGAUGAGAAUUCAGAUAAGGAAGAUUACAAAAAGGAAGAGAAACACCAUAAACACCUUGAGCACCUUGGCGAGAUUGGUGCCGCCGCCGCCGGUGCCUUUGCCUUGCAUGAGAAGCAUGAGGCAAAAGAGGAUUCAAAGCAUGGACACAGGCACAAGCUAGAGGAGGAGAUAGCGGCGGUGGCUGCGGUCGGAGCGGGUGGCUUUGCAUUUCAUGAGCACCAUGAUAAGGAAGAGGCAAAAGAGGAAGAUGAAGAGGCUCAUGGAAAGAAGCAUCACCACAUAUUCUAAGUUAAACCCUCAAUAUAAUUUCCACAGUAAUCUUAUUGUCCAUUUCAAAAGUAAUUAAUUACUAUCAAAUACACGUGUCGUCAUAAAACUUAAAUAAUAAACUAUAUAAAAAUGGUUGUGUUUUGUGCUUAUUUUUUAUGUUAUGUUCUAUUUCUUCUCUCUUGUGUAAAGAGAGUUUAGAUAAAGGUGUGGGAGGGGAUGGAGAUGUAAUAUGUUUAGCUAUGUCUUCAAUAUUUGAUAUUCCAUUUUGCCUUCUUA